CCAGCUGCUCGCGCAGCGCAGUUCCGACCCACAGCCUGGCACCCUUCGGCGAGCGCUGUUUGUUUAAGGCUCGGUGAGUCCAAUCAGGAGCGCAGGCUGCAGUUUUCCGGCAGAGCAGUAAGAGGCGCCUCCUCUCUCCUUUUUAUUCACCAGCAGCGCCGGGCAGACCCCGGACUCGCGCUUGCCUGCCGGCGCCCUCAGCCUCUCUCCGCGCUCAAGAGCGGUCUCCGCGGUGGCGGUUCUCCAUGCGCAGCGCGCACCCGAGGAACUAGAAGUUAGCUUGGAGAGGCGCCGGACCGUGGAUGGCCUUGACUGACGGCGGCUGGUGCCUGCCGAAGCGCUUCGGGGCCGCGGCUGCCGACGCCAGCGACUCCGGAGCCUUUCCAGCGCGGGAGCCCUCCACGCCGCCUUCCCCCAUCUCCUCUUCUUCCUCCUCCUGCUGCUCCCGGGGUGGGGAGCGUGGCCCCGGCGGCGCCAGCAACUGCAGGACGCCUCAGCUCGAUACGGAGGCAGCGGCGGGACCCCCGGCCCGCUCGCUGCUGCUCAGCCCAUACGCCUCGCAUCCCUUCGGGGCUCCCCACGGACCUUCGGCGCCCGGGGUCGCAGGCCCCGGGAGCGCCCUGUCGAGCUGGGAGGACCUACUGCUCUUCACUGACCUCGACCAGGCCGCGACAGCCAGCAAGCUGCUGUGGUCCAGCCGCGGCGCCAAGCUGAGCCCCUUCGCCCCCGAGCAGCCCGAGGAGAUGUACCAGACCCUCGCCGCCCUCUCCAGCCAGGGGCCGGCCGCUUACGACGGCGCGCCCGGCGGCUUCGUGCACUCGGCAGCCGCCGCCGCAGCGGCCGCGGCCGCGGCCAGCUCCCCAGUCUACGUGCCCACCACCCGCGUAGGCUCCAUGCUACCGGGCCUGCCGUACCUGCAGGGGGCGGGCAGCGGGCCCGCCAACCACGCGGGCGGCGCCGGCGCGCACCCCGGCUGGCCUCAGGCCUCGGCCGACAGCCCCCCGUACGGCAGCGCGGGCGGCGCGGCCGGCGGUGGGGCCGCAGGGCCCGGCAGCGCCGGCUCGGCAGCAGCGCACGUCUCUGCGCGCUUCCCCUACUCGCCCAGCCCGCCCGUGGCCAACGGCGCGGCUCGGGACCCCGGGGGCUACGCGGCGGCGGGUGGCGGUGGCGCUGGCGGCGUGGGCGGCGGCGGCGGCGGCAGCCUGGCGGCCAUGGGCGGCCGCGAGCACCAGUACAGCUCGCUGUCGGCCGCGCGGCCGCUGAACGGGACCUACCACCAUCACCAUCACCACCACCCGAACCCCUACUCGCCCUACGUGGGUGCGCCGCUGACUCCCGCCUGGCCCGCAGGACCUUUCGAGACCCCAGUCCUGCACAGCCUGCAGAGCCGUGCCGGAGCCCCGCUCCCGGUCCCGCGGGGCCCCAGUGCAGACCUGCUGGAGGACCUGCCUGAAAGCCGUGAGUGCGUGAACUGCGGCUCCAUCCAGACGCCGCUGUGGCGGCGGGACGGUACCGGCCACUACCUGUGCAACGCCUGCGGCCUCUACAGCAAGAUGAAUGGCCUCAGUCGGCCCCUCAUCAAGCCGCAGAAGCGCGUGCCUUCCUCCCGGCGGCUUGGAUUGUCCUGUGCCAACUGCCACACCACAACCACCACUUUGUGGCGCAGAAAUGCUGAAGGCGAACCUGUGUGCAAUGCUUGUGGACUCUACAUGAAGCUCCAUGGGGUGCCUCGACCGCUUGCUAUGAAAAAAGAGGGAAUUCAAACCAGGAAAAGAAAACCUAAGAACAUAAAUAAGUCAAAAGCUUGCUCUGGUAGUAGCAGUAAUUCUGUUCCUAUGACUCCAACUUCCACCUCUUCUAACUCAGAUGACUGCAGCAAAAACACUUCCCCUACAACACAACCGACAUCCUCAGGGGCGGGCACCUCAGUGAUGUCUGGCGCGGGAGAGAGCACUAAUCCUGAGAACAGCGAGCUCAAGUACUCAGGUCAAGAUGGGUUGUACAUAGGCGUCAGCCUGGCCUCUCCGGCCGAAGUCACAUCCUCGGUGAGACAGGAUUCCUGGUGCGCCCUUGCCCUGGCCUGAGCCCGCUGCGGGGAUUUUGUCAAGCCGUCCAGACCAGGGCGAGUAUGCUGACAGAACAUUCCUCUGACGCGUGAUUUCCGUGCCUUUAUUUCGAAAGAGAUGUAUUUCCCAAGAGGCUUGCUCUGCCUUACCACCCUGCCCCUGACUCUGAAGAGCCAGAGAGAAGAUGGAGGGCUUCCAGGGAAGGGCCAGUGCAGCCCACAGCACGUCACCUCCUCCUGGACACGGCCACUUCCAGCCGCCAGCCUGCCUCUGGGUGUGCCGGGGGAUCUGACGUCCUCUGUGCCACUUCCAGAAACUGGGACUAGGAACGGGGCCUUGCCUGCUAAGGAAUAUUGAGAGAUUUUUUUUUUAAAGGGUUUUAUGUGUAUUGCCCCAAAUCAUGUGCUUCUUCUGAUCGGUUUUGGUUAUUCCAGAAUUUCUUCGUACCUUUUCCACACCUGAAUUUCACGUGCUUUCAUGGAGAAGACCAUUUGAGGCCAUUUGGUACACACCUCUGGAGGCUGAGUCAGUUCGUGAGGUUUCUCGUCAAAAAUAUUACUCCGUGUGCAAGACUGCAUUAUGACUUAACGUACACUGUGACUGAUGUCUCAAAGUUCACAUUGUGGGACUGACCUGAGGUCAGUCGGGAUUUGUAAACAGGGUAGCAAACAAGAUAUUUUUCUUCCAUGUAAACAAUAAUUUUUUUAAAAAGUGCAAUUUGCGUUGCAGCAAUCAGUGUUAAAUCAUUUGCAUAAGAUUUAACAACAUUUUUUAUAAUGAAUGUAAACAUUUUAACUUAAUGGUACUUAAAUAAUUUAAAAGAAAAAUGUUAACUUAGACAUUCUUAUGCUUCUUUUACAACUACAUCCCAUUUCUAUAUUUCCAGUUGUUAAAGAGAAAUAUUUCAAGAACAAAUCUUCUCUCAGGAAAAUUGCCUUUAUCCAUCUGUUAAGAAUUUUUAUACAAAAACACCAGUAUCCCCUCUUUAUUUUACUGUGGAAUUUGUGCUGGAAAAAAUUCAACAAAACUUUACUACCUAACAGAUAACAUUUGUAAAUACUCUAGGCAUCUGUACACACUACGAUGAAGUCUAUCGUGUGACUGACCCACAGGCAGGUUGGUUUACAUUAAAUUUUUUAAGAAUGGGAUGUCCUAUGGAAACCUAUUUCACCAGAGUUUUAAAAAUAAAAAGGGUAUUGUUUUGUCUUCUG
Molecule: messenger RNA, 3277 nt
Organism: Lynx canadensis (Canada lynx)
Lineage: Eukaryota; Metazoa; Chordata; Mammalia; Carnivora; Felidae
Gene: GATA6
Product: GATA binding protein 6
Exons: 7
Coding region: 303-2084 (593 amino acids)
Biological process (GO): positive regulation of transcription by RNA polymerase II; epithelial cell differentiation; negative regulation of transcription by RNA polymerase II
Cellular component (GO): nucleus
Molecular function (GO): zinc ion binding; DNA-binding transcription factor activity, RNA polymerase II-specific; RNA polymerase II cis-regulatory region sequence-specific DNA binding
Source: RefSeq, a predicted model, not a curated record